CAGGAUCCAGAGAUGGCAUCAGUGAAGCUGGAAGACUGCAGUCCAACACUGGAGCUGAAUGUCACCCUUAAAGAUGAAGAAGAGGAGGAGAAGAUUAGGACAACUGUUAGUCAUGGAUACCAUGUUGAGACAUUCUCCACAUCCAGAGAGCAACAGCAGGAAGAUCAGAGAGCUAAGAGUUCUCAUCACUGCCCACAUUGUGAAGAGAUUUUCCCAUUUCUAUCAAAGCUAAAAAUACACCUAAAAAUACACACAGAAGAGAAGCCUUACUCCUGCUCUGACUGUGGAAAAUGUUUUAAAACAUUAGGUUAUAUAAAGGUUCACCAGAGAACACACACAGGAGAGAAGCCUUUCUUCUGCUCUGACUGUGGGGCGAGUUUCUCUCAGCUGGGCACCUUAAAAACACACCAACGUAUACACACAGGAGCGAAGCCUUAUUCCUGCUCUGACUGUGGAAAAUGUUUUAAAACAUCAAAUAAGCUAAAAGUUCACCAGAGAACACACACAGGAGAGAAGCCUUACAUCUGCUCUGACUGUGGGGCGGGUUUCUCUCAGCUGGGCAACUUAAAAACACACCAACGUAUACACACAGGAGCGAAGCCUUAUUCCUGCUCUGACUGUGGAAAAUGUUUUCUAACAUUAUGUGAGCUAAAGGUUCAUCAGAGAACACACACAGGAGAGAAGCCUUACGUCUGCUCUGACUGUGGAACAUGCUUCAAGACAUCAACUCAUCUAAAAGUUCAUCAGAGAACACACACAGGAGAGAAGCCUUAUUCCUGCUCUGACUGUGGAAAACGUUUUAAAACAUCAAAUGAGCUAAAAGUUCACCAGAGAACACACACAGGAGAUAAGCCUUACUUCUGCUCUGACUGUGGGAAGAGUUUCUCUCACCAGAGCAGCUUAAAAACACACCAACGUAUACAUUAACUUCAUGUGUGUACC
Messenger RNA from Oncorhynchus kisutch (coho salmon), 942 nucleotides. RefSeq names its product gastrula zinc finger protein XlCGF17.1-like. The record is from RefSeq and is a predicted model, not a curated record. The coding region runs from base 13 to 927 and encodes 304 amino acids. Gene Ontology annotation, cellular component: nucleoplasm. The transcript is spliced from 3 exons. Gene Ontology annotation, molecular function: RNA polymerase II cis-regulatory region sequence-specific DNA binding; DNA-binding transcription repressor activity, RNA polymerase II-specific. Gene Ontology annotation, biological process: negative regulation of transcription by RNA polymerase II; regulation of immune system process; regulation of cytokine production. Lineage: Eukaryota; Metazoa; Chordata; Actinopteri; Salmoniformes; Salmonidae.